AUGGCGAAAGAUGACAUGGCAGAGGUAGAUGUAGCAUCAAACGGAGCGGAACCCCCCCUGCUACCUCCGUCCGCGUUCCCCUACGAGGAGUACGAAUGCAAAAUCUGCUACAAUUAUUUCGACCUUGACCGACGGGCGCCGAAGAUUUUGGAGUGCCUGCACACGUUCUGCGAGGAGUGCCUCAACACUCUCCAUCUCCGGGAGGAGCGGCCAUGGCGCAUCAGCUGCCCCGUGUGUCGCCAUCGGACGCCGGUGCCGGACUACCGGAUACAGAACCUGCCCAACAACACCAAGGUGACGGAGGAUUUCCCGCUCUAUAUCGACUCCGACCCCCUGCCCCAGGAUGCUUUGCCGCCGUACCCUCCCCCGCUUCAUCCGGCUCUCGUGGCUCUCCGCCGGGAGGAGGCAUCGGGGGCGUCCAGCGGCAGUCAAAGCCAAGCGACCCCGUCCACCACCGUGUCCACGGCCACCACCAUCUCCCAAGACUCGGUCCGCUAUGACAGCUGUCAGAGCUGCAAAAGAGUGGCUUUAACCACCGGCUGCGUGUGUGUGAUCUUCUCCUUCCUCUCCAUGCUGGUGUUGCUCUUCAUGGGCCUGAUCUUUGUGCACAGUCACGGCAUGCCUCCCUCCCCGUGGGGACCUAUUUGCUUGUCGGUGGCCAGCAUUUUGGCCAUGUUCUCGGUGGUGGUCACGUGGCUCAUCUGCUGGCUUAAAUACAGACCGGACCACGAGACGGGCCGCUCAUCUACCACCGGUAACUCUCGGAGGAACGCCUGA
Nerophis lumbriciformis (worm pipefish) is the source of this 777-nucleotide messenger RNA. The record is from RefSeq and is a predicted model, not a curated record. Lineage: Eukaryota; Metazoa; Chordata; Actinopteri; Syngnathiformes; Syngnathidae.